CGAUGGUUUGACACCUGUCAUCAUAAAUACGAACAAAACUUACAAGAAUAUUGCGUAUUAAUUGUAAAAUUACGAGAUCUUAGUUUAAAAGAAGUGUGAUCUAAACCAACCAGCUGCAAUCAUGUCCUACGCAUAUUUGUUCAAAUACAUUAUCAUUGGCGAUACUGGCGUCGGAAAAUCAUGUCUGCUGCUGCAGUUCACGGACAAGCGCUUUCAGCCCGUGCACGAUCUGACAAUUGGCGUGGAGUUUGGAGCACGCAUGAUCACCAUUGAUGGCAAACAGAUCAAGCUGCAAAUCUGGGACACAGCAGGCCAAGAGGCUUUCAGAUCAAUCACCCGCUCGUAUUAUCGUGGUGCUGCUGGGGCCUUGCUGGUGUACGACAUCACAAGGCGUGAGACCUUCAACCAUCUGACCACAUGGCUGGAGGAUGCGCGCCAACACUCGAACUCAAACAUGGUUAUCAUGCUCAUUGGCAACAAGAGCGAUCUGGACUCGAGGCGUGAGGUAAAAAAGGAGGAGGGCGAAGCAUUUGCCCGCGAGCAUGGACUGGUCUUCAUGGAGACAUCAGCGCGCACAGCGGCCAAUGUGGAGGAGGCCUUCAUCAACACCGCCAAAGAGAUUUACGAGAAGAUACAGGAGGGAGUGUUCGAUAUAAACAAUGAAGCCAACGGCAUUAAAAUCGGCCAACAGCAUUCACCCACAAACCCCUCGCUGCCUGGAUCUGGCGGUGCAGCUGGCGCUGCAAACAGUGGCUGCUGCUAGGAGUAAGCGGCAGAUGCCUGCCAGCAACCUUUGGGGAUAGACGUAGCCGCUUGUGUAAAAGCUACUCUAGUGACUAACUAAUAGGAGGUACUAGUUGAGACACGGAUAUCUUGUUUUCUAACUUCAAAAGUAAACUAACCACAGGCAAAUCAAAUAGCAAAGACAAACACUAAGCGUAAUGUUUAAAUCAUUCAAAUUCAACAGCAAAACUACUACACUACACUUUAGCUACGUUUUAAUUAAAAAACCAAACAGGAUGCAAAAAACCAAAACGAGAGAAUCGAAACAAAUAAACCAAAACAGAUAACAGAUAACAUAUAAACAUUUGUAUGCGUAAAUGUGUGUCGUGUCGUGCGUGAUUUCUAAAUUUUAUAAACUUUAACAAGACAUGCAUAUAUAUAUAAAUGUUUUUGUGUACUAUAUUAAAAUUAGUUUGCUAGUUAUGUUUGUGUAAGGACAGAUCAGAUGCAUAGUUAUACACUGGGUAAUCUGUAAUAUAUAUAGACACACUGAAAAUAUGUGAAUUUCUCUCAUUGUGAUUUGUUUUCAGUGAGGCCCUGCAACGCCGCGCCACGUCCCGCCCCAUUUUGCAAUGGGUGUCUGCCGCCUGCCGUGCCCUUCCUCCCAUCUAAAUACCUACAUAAUUAUAUGCAUAUUUUUUAUAUAUUUCCUUCUCAACGCAUUUGCUUUGUUUCGAUUUUUUUGUGCAAUCGGCUUUACAUUCAUAAGUUUAGACAAAAAUAAUAACAAAAACGAA
Messenger RNA from Drosophila obscura, 1520 nucleotides. RefSeq names its product ras-related protein Rab-2A (gene Rab2). Gene Ontology annotation, cellular component: Golgi apparatus. Bases 122 to 763 code for a protein of 213 amino acids. Gene Ontology annotation, molecular function: GTPase activity; GTP binding. The record is from RefSeq and is a predicted model, not a curated record. The transcript is spliced from 4 exons. Lineage: Eukaryota; Metazoa; Arthropoda; Insecta; Diptera; Drosophilidae.